Molecule: messenger RNA, 569 nt
Organism: Belonocnema kinseyi
Lineage: Eukaryota; Metazoa; Arthropoda; Insecta; Hymenoptera; Cynipidae
Exons: 2
Coding region: 31-483 (150 amino acids)
Source: RefSeq, a predicted model, not a curated record
CCACGGAAAAAAGAGGUCCCUGCCUAUCGAAUGAAUGUUCGUUAUUACGAACGAUUUGAAAACUUUUUUGUUCACCUAAAAUACGCCACUUAUAGAGUAGUAGUGGAGAAAAAAGGAAAUAAGGAAUACAUCAUUGGAGUAGUCUUUGGUGAAACUAUGUAUCCCCUCGGGGCUAUAGCAGGUGGUGUGCAAGUAAGAAUUAAGGUGGACACAGUUGCAAACUAUAAUUUAAAAAUUAAGAAGAAUGACCCUCUGAAUAACCGGUUUGGCCGUAGAGUCUCAAUAAAUAAUACUUGUUUGGCCCGUAAUGGCCCCGGCGAGGUAAUCCCUGUACUGCAUGAAGCGAAAGCCGCAAAGGAAUCGCUUGAAACAGGCUGGCUCUGUCGACUCACAUCGUCACCUAAUAUAGUACGUUUUCUUGUGAACAUAUAUAGGCGUAUGAGAGGAGAAACUAAUCCUGGCUCCGAUUUUUUGCAACCUUAAACCAGGUCUGAUGAAGUCUUGAACCAACAAGCUGGCUCUUUUCCGGUCUCAUAAUUGUUUUAGCUCUGGUUCAUUCCUUAUUAUCA